Molecule: messenger RNA, 9733 nt
Organism: Mycena citricolor
Lineage: Eukaryota; Fungi; Basidiomycota; Agaricomycetes; Agaricales; Mycenaceae
Source: the annotation of a GenBank genome assembly
CUUCAUCCGAUCCCUCCAAGUUUUAGUUCGACUGAAACUCGCUACGAUGGACGACCUUGUCCUCAAUCUUGACAUUGGCGAUGACACGCGAACAAAGAAGGUGGGUCGGAGCCAAGGAGGGCGCUGGACCGACAGACUAAAAGCGAAACGGACAGAAAAACGCAAGAUAAAAACAGUCGCAAAACAAGCCAAGAGGCCUUCGGAAGUCGUCGACAAUCGACCCGCCAAACGCCCUCGCACGGAAACACCAAAAACUUCCGCGUCCUCGUCCGCCUUACCUGUAGGGCAGCAAGCUAAUCGCCCACCGACCCAAAUCAUUUCCUCGCUAUUCUCUUACAAUCCCAAGAUUGAAGCUCCCGUGAAUGAACCUACCCGAGGAAAGUGGCCAAGCCAAGUAAUGCACCGUUGUUGGACUCAGACGGAUUCAACGGGCUUGGUCUCGAUCCCUUAUUGUCCGCUCAUCUAGCCAACAAAAUGAAUAUUGCCCAGCCGACGUCUAUUCAACGCGGCGUACUUUCUGCUGUGCUCUCUACGAGGUCGGAAGAGGACGACGACGCGAAAUCGCGAGAUAUAUUUAUCCAAUCGCAAACUGGUUCUGGAAAGACGCUAUCAUUUCUGCUGCCCAUUAUCCAAGACCUUCUCCCCCUCAGUUCCAACUCCUACAUUGACCGGUCGAUUGGCACGUUGGCAAUCAUCAUUGCUCCCACGCGAGAACUAGCGAAACAGAUUUCAGACGUCCUCGAGGCAUUGUUACAGCUCCGACUCCGCUCCGAAGAUGAGUCUGCCGAAGACGCCAGUGGAUCUGCGCCACGCCUUACGCGCUGGCUCGUGUCCGGUCUGCUGACCGGAGGAGGUACUCGUACCCAUGAGAAAGCUCGUCUCAGGAAGGGACUUCCCAUCAUCGUUUCUACUCCGGGUCGGUUACUCGAUCAUUUGCAAAACACAUCUUCCUUCAAUGUGGGCAAAUGCCGCUGGCUUGUCCUGGACGAGGCGGACAGACUGAUGGAACUUGGCUUCGAGGAGACGAUCACGGGUAUCAUCCAAGGCUUGGAUGGGCGAAGGAAAUUGGCCAUACAAGCUGUUGAGGCCGGGAAAAGUAUGGAAGUCGGAGGUUGGGACUGGGAUUCGAGACGGCGGACUGUCUUGUGCUCGGCCACCAUUCGGGAGGAUGUGCAGAAGCUAGCUGGGAAGGCGUUGAACAACCCUGUAAUGAUCAAGGCUACGGAGGCUGACCCAGCGGCGGCUGCCUCCGCAGACCAAGCGAUCGUAUCGGAAAAGAUGACGCCGCCCUCACAGCUGUCACAGAAGUACCUGGUCGUCCCGCUCAAGAUGAGAUUGGUGGCACUCGUUGCACUUCUGCGGUCCCUCAUCUCGCAAUCGCAAGGUCGUCGAGGCACGAAGAUCAUCGUGUUUCUCAGCUGCACAGACUCGGUCGAUUUCCACUUCAAGCUGCUGGCUGGGGCAACUAUGAGUGGGGCCAAUCCAGCGGCGGCUCCUGACUCAGAUGAAGACGAGGAUUCCGGGGAAGAUGACCAGGCUCAGACUUCACCCACCGACGCAAUUCAGGUCAAAUCACCACUUCUGCCCGAGACAUCUGUCUUUCGACUGCAUGGUUCGCUGCCGACACCGGUGCGUCUGGCCUCUCUGCGGGGCUUUUCGGGUAAGGGAACUGGCUCAUCUUCGAUCCUACUGUGCACUUCUGUUGCGUCACGGGGCUUGGAUCUGCCGCUGGUCCGGGCUGUCGUCCAGUACGAUCUCCCCACGGAAGGUGGAGCAACUGAAUAUGUCCACCGAGUGGGUCGGACAGCUCGUGCUGGCAAGGGCGGCGAGGCCUGGAGUAUGGUCGCUCCCAGUGAAUCGGAAUGGGUCAAGUGGGUCGAGAAGGAGAUGCGAGGGAGCGCCGAUGACAAAAGCAUCUCGCUGUCAGGCGUCUCCGUUGAAAGGGUAUUGCAGGAUGGCUUCGGGGGGAAAGGUGCUGAAUACGAGACCCGGGCUACGGAAGUGCAACUUGCUUUCGAGCGCUGGGUGCUCCGUGACAAGCAGAACGCAGAGUAUGCAAGAAAGGGCUUUCUUUCUCACAUGCGUGCCUACGCCACUCAUCCUUCAAGCGAGAAGCACAUCUUUCAUGUGCGACAUCUGCAUCUCGGUCACCUGGCAAAGGCAUUUGCCCUACGUGACGCGCCGAAAUCGGUUUCCGCGGGAGCCGACAAGAACAAGACGAUGCCGAAGCCGAAGGAGUCGGACCGUAAGCCUAAGCAGGGCAAGGUGGAGGCCAAGGCGGAGGCCAAGAAACGGGGACGUGAGUGGGAAGUGGAUCAUAGCGGUGACGCAGAACGUCGCAUGCAGGAGAUUGUGCGUUCCCAGGGUCGACUGACAAAGAAGGGCGGUGUGAUGACGAGCUCCGGGGUGUCAGAGUUCCAAAUUGCCGGUGGCGCGGUAUUGGAAAGACUAGUAAACCCCAGGUAAAUACGUCAAGUGUUGUAUCUCUAGCCGUUCUUCCCCCAUGCAAGCUACAUCGACCAUACGCGUUGCCAUCUGCGGUGGCGGGAUCGGGGGACUGUCUCUCGCGGUAGCGUUGUCUCGGUAUCCGCACAUCAAAGUCGAUGUCUAUGAAGCUGCAGAACGUUUUCAAGAGAUUGGAGCGGGUUUAACCAUCUGGAGGCGCACAUGGCGUGUCCUCGAGCUCCUUGGCUUGGCGGACGACUUUAAGAACAUCGCCGAUAAAAAGCCCAGUUCUGAGAUUGACAUCGGAUUCGAGUAUCGAAGGUCGGACCUGCCCGAGGGAUUCAACCUUGCGCUACUGAAGGUGCCUUACGGAGGUCUCAACUUUCAUCGCGCACAUUUCCUGGAUAUGUUGGUCAAGCAUCUCCCCUCGGAUGCCGCUCACUUCGGCAAACGAGUUCUAUCAUAUUCCAAGCCAGAAGAUGGCGGACAAACGACUAUCGCUUUCGCCGACGGGACGAACGCGACGUGUGACGUUCUUGUCGGCUGUGAUGGGGUCAAGUCUGUCGUGCGAAGGCAAAUGCUCCAAAGCAGAGCCGAGACAGAUGGACGGCCGGACCUUGUCGGCCUAAUCGAGCCGUGCUGGAGCGGCGCUAUUGCCUAUCGAGGCCUAGUCCCUCGUCUGAGCUUGAGUCUGCCGGAGCGAAACACAGGACCCUCGACCGGCCCGUAAUAUACUGCGGACAGAACAAGCACAUUGUCGCAUACACUGUGGCCCGAGGACAGCUUGUCAACGUCGUUGCGUUCGCAACCAAUGACUACAACUCGGAAUACACGGAUUACGGAGCAGAGUGGGUUGCCAGCUGCAGCAAAGAAGAGGUGCUCGAAAGCUACCGUGGAUGGGAGCCCGAAGUCCAGGCGCUUCUCCAGAAGAUCGACAAUCCCACCAAGUGGUGUAUACCCUGCCUCCGGCCGCUCCCCCUAUACGUGUCCGAUCGCGUAGCUUUGCUCGGAGAUGCAGCACAUGCUAUGACACCCCACCUUGGAGCCGGAGCAGGACAAGCCAUCGAGGACGCAUACAUCCUCGCCACUGCCUUGGGUGCCGCCAAGAAGUCCACCAUCGACGAAGCAUUGAAGGCAUACGAAGCGACACGUCUUCCGAUCGCAAACAGGGUUCUCACAGACGCACGCGAGACAGGACGCAUGUACGAGUUUCACGGCGUGUACGGGCAAGACGAUGCCGCAGUAGGCCCCGCAAUCGUGCGUCAGUACGAGAAGACGAUUUCAGGGACGCCGGAGAGAGAGGCAACGAUUGUUCUGGACAUGAUAAACAAGACCUCGGCCUUGACCAGCGCAAAAUUGUGAUAGCAGGUAACGUGAGAGAUGCCAAUCACACCGUCGCUUAGAUAAUGAUUGAUGAUGUCACGUCGAAACGAGCUCAUUCGCACCCGCCAUAGUAGAGCAGAAAUUGUCGAAUUUUUCAAGGGCUGCAAAAGCUAUGGUGCUUCAUAGUAUUUCUCUCGUUCGUUCUACUGCACAUUCCUCCAGCUCUCUCCGUGCGGAUGUGUGAUUUGUGCCCACUGUCCCUGGUCUAAGCCGGUUCUGCGUGGUCGAGAAAACGGCACUCUUCACACAGCUGUGACUACUUUGACCGAAUCUCAUCCAGUUUGCUCCGUACGAAACUGGAUAUCGGACCCAUUCAACGUCGUGUUCGACUCACAGAUUGAACCCCCCGCCAACCCCUCCUGGCUGACAGGCAAUCACUCUACCUUAUGGGCCGACUCCGACCGAGGCUGCCUGAUAGUUUCGGGAUCGAGUUUCUAGCUGGAUCCAACCGCUUCCGCCGUGGGCAAUUCCUCGACGUAUUUGUCGACAACUUGCCCUCCGGAACUUAUUAUGGCCAACGACUCGUCUCGUACAUGUAGCUGGAGUCGGGAGAGGUGUCUCUCACCUCCACUGAUGACACUGAUCGACUAUGCACCGCCCUGGUAGCUGUGAUGCAUCUCGCAGGCAGAUGCCAGUGGCAAGGUAGGUGCACCCCUGGAUUUUCUGCCGCCCAUCGAGCCCGGAAGUAUUGCGUGUCGAAGCGGAGUGCCAUUGAGCUGUGACAUCUUUCGGUCAAACAUGCCACUACUUUAUCUCUGCAGCAGUCUUGACAACAUAUUGGGGUAUAUUCUAUCGCUCAGGGAGAGUCGAUCAAGCUGAGAGAGAUUCGUCUACAUUAGAUGAGCCGACCGUGCAGGGAGAGCCAUCCCUGCGGCAGGGCUUCCGAAAUCCAGAUACCGAAGUCAACGUGCUUCUCGACUCUCGAGGUCAGUUGUUCAAACGGGACGACCCGGCAGUCUGAAAUGCAGUUGGGACGGACGGACCGAGCGACAAAUCACAUUGAAUCUCUCCCGUUCUACAUCCCUGAUGGCGCAGCCUACCCUUUCCUGGGAAUGUGGCCAAUCAAGGGCAGCUGAGCGGAACGGUCACAUGCCACGGUUCUGCAAGAUCAUGCUAUGAUACCCCACUUGGAAGCAAGAACGAUCAGGCCAUCGAAGGAUGUGGGGAAAAGAUCCCAGGGCGCACCGCUCUAUCUGGUCGUCCAGGACGCUUUCAUCCUUCAUCGAAGUAUACCGCGAAGAAAUCCGAACGCUCACCGGCCUACCUGCGACUGUGGCCGCUCAGAACGCGUUCUUUCUUUCUCUUAUGCCUGAGAUGGCGAUGCAUGGCACUCAGUGCAGGGCUUCCCGUGAGCGACAAAACGCGGACACGGCUCUCGAUAGCCAACUCGGUCCUGGCGAAGGCUCUCGAAGCGCGGAAGGUGUAUGAAUCUGAUCACGGCGGUUAUGACUAUUACGCUGUACUCGGGCCGCCAGCCGUUGAGCGCCAGCGGGAGUUUUGGACGAAGAGUAGCCCUACAUCAGCCGCAAAUAGGCCUUUGAGGGUCUUUCAAAAGCUCAAGCUCAAGGACGCGUAUUUAAUGGAUGUAAUUUACGAAGAACGAGAGAUUGCCAGCCGUGGCUCAUGAGCAGUCGUGUGACCCGAAUGAUUGAUGUAAAGAAUCACCUGGACGCGACACUCACUGGCAAGUGGCCCGACCUGGUCCGGCACAACCCAGGGAGCAGACAUCGAAGUGAAGCACGCUCCAAAGAACCCCCCAGUCCCCUCCGAAGAAGAGCUUCGCCGUCAGUGCGCAACUAUAUCAGUCAAUGCGCGGAGCUACGUCGUGAAGAUACCGGAUGUUUCUCUUCCUCUCCUUCCUUGCGGCAGCUCAGGCCCUUGCCGGUGCUGAACAGGCCCAGACACCCAUCCACUCCAAUGUGACUUCGGGCGCGACCAUCCAGCCAGCCACCAUACCCAUCGCUCCCCUUGCUUCGUCGAACUUUCCCGAUUGCGUGAAUGGGCCGCUCAAGAACAAUACGGUCUGCGAUACAUCCAAAGACGCCGUUACACGCGCCAAGGCUCUCGUUGCCGCGAUGACGACGACGGAGCUUAUCCACAACAGCGUACACCAGGCGGACGGGGUCGACCGGCUCGGGCUUCCUCCGUACAACUGGUGGUCGGAGGCCCUGCAUGGCGUCGCGUGGACCGGACCAGGCGUCAGCUUUUCGGGGAGCGGAGAUUUCAGCUACGCGACUUCGUUUCCUAUGCCAAUUGUACUCGGAGCCGCCUUCGAUGAUGAGCUCGUCAAGUCCGUCGCGUCCACCAUAAGCACUGAGGCCCGCGCCUUCUCCAACGCUGCACGCGCUGGGCUGGACUGGUUCGCUCCGAACAUCAAUCCAUGGCGCGAUCCACGCUGGGGCCGAGGGCAGGAAUGUCCGGGGGAGGACGCGUUCCACAGUGGGCAAUACGUCUACCAGCUCAUCGACGGGUUCCAGGGAGGAAUCAAUCCACAACCGUACAUCAAGAACAUCGCGGUGUGCAAGCAUUGGGCCGGUUACGAUAUGGAUGAUUGGGAUGGAAUCAUUCAGCGCGAAUUCGAUGCAAUCAUCACUCCUCAGGAAUUGAGCGAGUAUUUCGUGCGCCCUUUCCAAAGUUGUGUGAGAGACGCCAAGGUCAACGCGGUCAUGUGCUCGUACAACAGCCUGAACGGAGUCCCCACCUGCGCCGAUCCAUACAUCCUUGAUGAUAUCCUCGUGGGUUAUUACGGUUUGAGCGAAGACUCGUGGAGAGUCAGCGACUGCGAUGCUGUUCAGAGCAUCUUCGAAAACCACAACUACACGAGUUCGUACCAGGCGGCUGCCGCGGUUGCGAUCAAAGCUGGAACGGAUCUGAACUGUGGAAGCAUCUACUACAACUACCUCCAGACAGCGAUCGACGAGGGAUUGGUGGAGCGCUCGGACAUUGAGAAGGCCAUGGUCCGGCUGUAUGCGUCCCUUGUGCGCCUGGGAUACUUUGAUCCCCCGGAGAGCCAGCCGUACCGCCAGAUCUCGUGGAAGCAAGUCGGCACUCCGGCUGCCGAGAAACUUGCUUAUACUGUUGCCGCCGAGGGAUUGGUUCUGCUGAAGAACGAUGGGACGCUUCCACUCAAGAAGAGUCUGAAGAAGAUGGCCAUCGUUGGGCCGUGGGGCAAUGCAACGGACCAGAUGCAAGGGAACUACUAUGGUGUUCCCCCAUUCCUGAUCACACCAGCCCUGGGCGCGAGCGCUGCAGGAUAUGAGGUGGACUUCGUGCCGGGAAUGUCGAGCGUGACCGAUACCUCGACCGGCGGUUUUGCAGAUGCGAUUACGGCUGCCAAGGCCGCUGAUGUUGUGGUGUUUAUUGGUGGAAUCGACGAUUCUGUCGAAGCAGAGGGCCUGGACAGAACCACCAUUGAUUGGCCAGGGGUGCAGCUCGAGCUCAUUCAGCAACUGGCUGCUGUCGGCAAGCCUUUUGUGGUGGUGCAAUGCGGUGCGGGGCAGGUAGAUGACUCGUGGCUGCUGUCGAGCAAGAAGGUUGGAGCUAUCCUUUGGGCUGGAUAUCCAGGCCAGAGUGGUGGUACAGCCAUCUUCGACAUCGUCAGCGGCAAAGUCGCGCCUGCCGGCCGCUUGCCGCUGAUGCAAUAUCCAGCUGACUACGUGAACGAGGUGCCCAUGACCGACAUGAACCUUCGGCCUAACAAUGCUACGGGAAAUCCUGGUCGGACAUAUCAGUGGUACACUGGGACCCCUGUGAUCGACUACGGCUUCGGACUGCAUUACACUAAGUUCGCGCUCAAGUGGCAGACAAGACCCGCUUCGGUGUACGACAUCUCAGCUCUGGUGACCAGCGCACGGGGUGCCGCGCAUCUUGAUCUCGGGGUCUUUGACACAUUCGGUAUCAAUGUUCACAACACGGGCAAGACCGCAUCGGAUUUCGUCGUCCUUCUGUUCGCGAAAACGACUGCGGGACCAGGGCCCUUCCCCAACAAGUCGUUGAUCGGAUACACUCGUGUGCAUGCGCUGGGCGCCGGAUCGGCUGCUGUGGGACGAAUCAGCGUCACUCUCGGAAGCAUCGCUCGUGCGGACGAGAGCGGCAAUCUCUGGUUGUAUCCCGGAGACUACACUCUGAGCGUCGAUGUUCCCGAGAGUCUGACGCACCGGUUCGUGCUCACCGGGGAGGCGGUGCAGCUGAGCCAGUUCCCUGUUGCACCAAAGUGAAUAACAUACGUUCGAGACCUGCACAAACAAUUGAUUCGUGCCGAUUAGUGCCAUCUCAUCGCCAAAUGAGCUCGAUCAAUCACAAGAACGCUUCGAUCAGCGUGUGCUGGUCAGUGCAUGACCGUGGCAUAACGAGCUGCUGAACGAUUCUUUGCAGAUGCCAUGAACGAGAAUAGCCGGAAGUUGAGAAGGGGGCUCAGGCUCCACGUGCAUUGAACUAUACCCUUAAUUUAUUUUUGUAAAGAACCAGCUUUGAAGAUCAUCUCUCUGAUACCCAUAGUUUCUCCCGCUUCUCGAGAUGCAGGACACCACUGGCUCGGGCAAGCACAUUGCCAGAUUUGAGCGCAGGCAGAUCCAAUGCCCAUCGCUCAAAGGCCUUCACGCUCCCCAGAUGUUUGUGACGGCCGGGCUCUUCGGUGAUGAGAUGGGUGAAGCGUGAGUAUGUUGCAGGCGAAUCUGUCUUGUCGUAGACCCAUUCCUGGCUUGAUGGCACGAGGUAUGGCGGAUAGGGGGACGCAUGUUCAUGCGUGAACAGAGAUGCGCCUGUUUGCAGGGCAAGAUUGCAGAUGUGAGCAUGCACUUUACCUGUUCAGAAUCCAGAUCAGAAUAACUGAAACAUCCGGUCCAAAAACAACAACCUUGGGCCCUGGAGUUGAGGAUAUCCAUCGCCUCUCCUCCGGGAUAGUUUUUGGAUGCUGCACUGGCGAGAAGCAACGUCGCCACAAUAUUGGCACAGAUGGCUCCACAAGCAGCCAAAAAUAAAAAUCGCCCAAACAAGGUCGAUUUGCGUCGAGAUACCCUGCAGUCUGCGAUGAGAACUUCAACAAUAUUCCACACGGGAACAGCGUACACAACAAAGCGCCAUUCCUUGUGGCCCAGCGCACUCAUCGCUCCAACGAGGACAACACUUGGAAAUAUUAGUGGCAGCAGCCGCUUCGGUGAAGAGGAGAAUGCCGAGAACACCGAGAGAGGCAAUGCGGUCAACAGCAGUUUCGGAAGAUGGCUGGUUAGAUAGGCAUGAGCCGGGGAUGUCUGGAAUUCUUGUCAGAAGACGAAAGAAGCAAAAGUCAAAGUGACUUACACCCCAUUCCUCGCUCUUCCCUUCGACGACAUUGAAAUAGAUGCUCUGCCAUUCAGGCCACAGCCAAGGCUGUCCCCAGAAAUAUGAAUCGACACCGACUGUGCAUCCUGCGAACGAAUUAGUUAACGCGAUCCGCGUUCGUCCCAGAAAAUAGAAAUCACCGAUCGAGAUCGCAGAAGAAAGCAAGCCAACCAAAAAUACGCGUCGAAACGACAUAUAACCUAGAAACACCGCUUGCAACGCCAAAGCUGCACCCAACACGGCCAGUUCGGCCCGGAAUACCACGGCCGCGAACACGGUCAAAGCGAUGGACGCGCCGACGCUUGUCUGGGAAGGUUUGUUGGCGUUGGGGGCUCGAUCGACCAGCAAGUAAACCGCGACAUUGACUGUAACAAGUAGAUUGAGCUCGUGCCCGGCACAGCAGAGGACAGGCCGCACCCGGAAAGAGCGCGAACAUGUUGGGAAGAGUUCUGCCCAUCCAGAAGGGUAGAUGGAAUUGCGAGCAAGUGACGAUCGUGUAGAAGAGGCCGUCGGACGUCCAAAUCGACGUGAUACGCCGCGUCGGAUGAGACACAGCCCAAUGGCAUUGAGUGUAGCAAGAACGAGU